AUGACACGGGAGCUGGAACCCCAAUUUCCGCCAACCCCCUAUGUCGAACUUGGGGAAGUCUCCCUCGAGCGGAUUACCCGCCUCCUCCUCGGCCUCCUCGGCCAAGUCAAGAACCUUGAGCGGAAAGUGGAAGAAGUCCGAGAAGCAGGGGUCGAAGCCCGUACCAACCUUGAGAACAUCUCUCAAGCCGUUGAUACUGUCAAGGAUGGGCUUAGAAGCCUCCAGCUUCACGGGCCGCGGACCCCUGAGGACACCAAGCCCCCGGCCGUGGAAGCAACGCCACGCCCCUUAUCCAAAGUCAACCCUAUUGGAUCGACUAGUUGGGUCUCAUUCUGGCCCGAAUCGUCCAAGGGGCUCCCUGCCUUUGCCCAACCCACUCCUGUACGAGCAGCACCCCCGCGAGUCCCAUCUCCCCCUCCAUCUCCGCGUCUCCAAUCCCCGAUCGGAACAGCCGCCCCUCCACCUCCGGCUCCAGUUGCCGCCUAUCCCGCCCCGGUCAAGGUUGACCACCCCGACGCCUACACAGGCAAAAUAGGGAGCAAGGCAAAGCAGUGGCUGACUAGGAUGCUAGCCUGGACCUGCCUUAAUUCACGGAUGUUCCCUACCAAUCAAGAGGUUCUCUCCUUCCUCUUGAUGAAUAUGAAGGACACCGCUGGGGCCUGGGCCCACCCUCACCUUGACCAACUUGGCUUGCACCGGGCCAUUAUUCAAACGGUUGAAGGUUUCAAACUGGAGUUUCUGGCGGCAUUUGGUGACCCUGACGCCACAAGGGCCGCCGAGCGGAAGAUCACCACCCUUACCCAGUCCGGCACAUGCGCGGACUACAUCACUAAUUGCCAGUUUGCCCGCGGCCUCCACUGGGAGGUUAGCCGCCAGAUUGCAACCCGCAAGCACCGGCCCUGUACCCUCCUCGAGCUGCAGAACGCAGCACUUGUCAUCGACAACGCUCUCCGCAAAGAGCGCGCUAGCCACCCACCAAGGGACAAUAAGCCUAGCAAACAAUCUAACCCCGCAAGGGGGACGAGUACCGGCCAGCCCACAACCGGUUCGAAGAAACUCUCUGACGACCCAAAUUUUGUGUUGGAAGAAGAACGCAACUGCCGCCGCGCCGCGGGCGCCUGUAUCAAAUGCGGCAAAAUGGGCCACAAGUUUGCGGAAUGCCGCACGGGCUGGAAAGCCACCCCUAUUGAGGAUAAGGGGAAGGCUAAGGAAACCGCCAAAAUUGGCAAAGACUCCGAGUACCAAUUGGGAAAAGAAAUAUCCCCACUUUUCACAAUUUCCAUUAAGCCAGAGAAACAAGCGGAACACUUAGAAGUCCUGAUAGACUCAGGCGCAACAUCCUCAUUCCUUCACCCACGUACUGCAGAAUCACUCCGCCUUCCCCUCAUAGAUCUCCCUUCACCCUGCACUGUCACUAUGCUCGAUGGGUCGAGCCCCCAGGCCGGAAAAAUCUGGAAAAAGGCUAACCUGACCUUCUCCCUUGAUGGCAAGAAAAUGACCGAGACCUUCCUCAUAUGUAAUACAGGGUCUCAUGCUGCCAUUUUGGGUUUGAAAUGGUUGGACGCACACAAUCCAGAAAUUGAUUGGAACGCACAAACCCUCUCCUUUCCCCAUACACCACCAGAACACGUGGCCAUUGCCGAAGAAGAGGAAGCUGAUCAAACACCCCUUGAAGGAGUACCCCCAGAAUACCACCAGUAUGCCAAGGUAUUUGGGGAGGAAGAAUUCAACAAGCUUCCCCCACACCGGCAUUACGACAUCGGGAUUGAACUCACAGAGGAAGGCCCCCUCAAUUUGCCUCUCUAUAGUAUGACCGAUGCCGAGUCCGCUACGCUCAAGGACUGGCUCAGGGACGAACUCAAGGCAGGCAAAAUACGUCCUAGCAAGUCUUCCAUCAGUUCCCCCGUGAUGUUUGUCCCCAAAAAGGACGGCUCCCGUUGCUUGGUUGUUGAUUACCGCCGCCUGAAUAACCGGACCAAAAAGAAUGUUUACCCGUUACCCCGCCCUGACGACCUCAUGGCCCAGCUCCGUGGCGCCAAGGUCUUCACCAAACUAGAUCUAAGGUGGGGUUACAAUAACGUCCGGGUUAAGGAAGGUGACGAAUGGAAGACCGCGUUCCGUACCAAGUAUGGCCUGUACGAAUCCCUUGUCAUGACCUUUGGCUUAACCAACGCCCCGGCAUCAUUCCAACAUUUUAUGAAUGAUUUGUUUAAGGACAUGCUUGAUGUAUGCGUUAUCAUAUACCUUGAUGACAUCCUGAUCUACUCCAAGGAUGACGCCACACACACCCAGCACGUUCACAAAGUCCUACGCCGGUUGAUGGAGAACCAAUUGUUCUGCAAAGCGUCCAAAUGCACCUUCCACGUCACCUCUGUGGAAUAUCUGGGAAUUAUUGUUUUGGACAAAGGUUUCAGCUUGGACAAGCUCAAGAUCCAGGCUGUACAGGAAUGGCCUACGCCCACUAAGGUUAAAGAAGUCCAGUCAUUCCUGGGCUUUGCCAACUUCUUGCGCCGCUUUGUUGCCAACUUUAGUCACAUGGCUAGGCCGCUACACAACCUGGUCAAAAAGGACACUCCUUGGAAAUGGGACAUCAAGGAACUUCCAAGGAUUAAAGGACGCUAUUACCAACGCACCCGGGCAGCACUAGGCUCCAUACUCAGCCAACGCCAGGAAGACGGUCGCCUUCACCCACUAGGUUUUCUAUCUGAGUCAUUCAAGGGCGCCAAACAAAACUAUGACACGCACAACAAGGAACUACUUGCAAUCAUCCGCUCCUUUGAGUACUGGCGUAUUUUCCUGGAAGGAACCCUGCACCCUGUUACCGUGUUUACCGAUCACCGCAAUCUGGAGUACUGGAAGGAGUCACGCACAUUCAACCGUCGUCACGCCAGGUGGCAUCUAUUGUUGGCCGGGUAUAACUUCCAAAUUGUAUACCGCCCCGGUAAACAGUCCGGCAAACCAGACACUCUUUCACGACGUUCAGACCAUGCCAACAUUCCACCAGAUGCCCAAACCAUGCUCCCCGACCCAGUUUUUGCCAACGUUGCGCUAGUCACGCCUGAGAAGGAGUUACAACGCCAGAUUGAAUUAUCCUUAGACCAAGACGAGUCCCUGGAGGAAAUCCUCCAAUUCCUGCAGAACGAGUCCAAGGCCCCACCCUCAAUCAAACGCGCCUUCAAAGAUUACGAGAUGGAAGCAGGCCUGCUAUUCUACCAAGGGCGAAUUGUAGUACCAGACGUGGGGACAUUGAGGACAGACUUACUCCGUAUAUUCCACGACAGCCCCUUAGCCGGCCACCCAGGCAGACAACGGACCUUAGAAUUGGUAUCCAGAAACUACUACUGGCCUGGCAUCCGCGCAGACACGUAUUGGCACGUGGACUCCUGUGAAACGUGCCAACGGAUCAGAAAGCCCAAGUACGCGCCUAUCCCACCUCAACCACUGGAACUUCCCGUCAAGCCCUGGCAACACGUAUCUUACGACAUGAUAGUAGAUCUGCCUAAGGACAGAAGCAACGACUCCAUCUUGGUCAUAGUGGAUAGCUUCACGAAGUAUGGGAUUUUCGUCAAAUGUUCCAAGAAGCUCAAGGCACCUGAACUAGCGGAAUUGUUCUUGGAGCACGUAUGGAAACGGCACGGUAUGCCCGAGAAAACGGUCUCAGAUAGGGGAAGAGUCUUCAAUAACAAAUUUCUGAGGGCACUGUACAAACGCCUGGGUAUAGACCCCCACUUCUCCUCGGCAUACCACCCCCAGAGUGACGGACAAACAGAACGGGUUAACCCAUCCAUUGAACAUUUUCUCAGGGCUUACUCAGGGGUCAAUCAACGGGACUGGACCAAAUGGUUACCAAUGGCGGAAUUUGCGUACAACAAUGCGGUCCACAGCAGCACAGGAAAAACACCAUUCAAAGCCCUGUACGGAUGGGAACCUACCCUGACACCUUCAAACGUACCCACAGAUGUACCAGAGGCCGACAAACUAGCCCAGACAAUGGAGGCACAAUGGAAGGAAGUGGAAUCGGCACUCCGGCAAUCCAAGCAACGCAUGACGGCCGGAGAGGAUGGAAGCCCAAUAGAGUUUGAGAUUGGAGAAGAAGCCUGGCUGGACGCCAGAAACGUCAACCUCAAAACCUUGAGUCAAAAACUUACGGAACAACGCCUAGGACCAUUUAAAGUUAUUGAGAAGAUCUCUGACUGGGCCUACCGCCUGGAACUCCCCCCUACCAUGCAAAUCCACGACGUCUUCUAUGUAGGACUCCUGUCUAAGGUCAAAAAAGACAAGAGACGCGCCUUUGAGAAUCGCCCCCCACCAGUCACAGUGGAUGGGGAAGAAGAAUACGAAGUGGAAGGGAUUACCAACGCAGAAGAACAUAACGGGAAAUGGUUUUUCCGGGUAAAAUGGAAGGGUUACGGUUCUGAAGAAAACACAUGGGAACCCCAGGAGAACCUAAAAAACGCGGAAAAAUUUUUGAGGAAAUACAAGGAGGACAUGAAAAAGAAGGCCCUCGGCGCUGCCAAGGCCCUUAGAGGGGGGGCAGUGUCGUAG
Molecule: messenger RNA, 4545 nt
Organism: Rhizoctonia solani
Lineage: Eukaryota; Fungi; Basidiomycota; Agaricomycetes; Cantharellales; Ceratobasidiaceae
Product: Retrotransposable element Tf2 protein
Exons: 5
Coding region: 1-4545 (1514 amino acids)
Biological process (GO): DNA integration
Molecular function (GO): nucleic acid binding; zinc ion binding
Source: RefSeq, a predicted model, not a curated record